This is a messenger RNA of Acipenser ruthenus (sterlet), 4823 nucleotides long. RefSeq names its product taperin. The record is from RefSeq and is a predicted model, not a curated record. Lineage: Eukaryota; Metazoa; Chordata; Actinopteri; Acipenseriformes; Acipenseridae. The transcript is spliced from 4 exons. Gene Ontology annotation, molecular function: phosphatase binding. The coding region runs from base 188 to 3427 and encodes 1079 amino acids.
AAUGACGCAUGCAGUGUCAGGUGCAGGAGGCGGGGGCUCUCCGGUUUGAUACACAGACGGACUGAGACUCGCCACUGCUGUGCUGAAAGUACUGUGAAAUAAGAGACGGAGAGAGACCGGAUUUAAUCCACUUGAGACCGAUAUACGAGCCCCGUCUGCCCGGAGACGUGAACAACAACAGCCAGCCAUGUCAGGCAGCGAGGUCCGACUGCUCCGCCGGGAUCAUGCCCAGGGCAGCAGCAGCAGCGCAAGCCCGGGCCCGGGGGCUCGGAUGCCGGUCUGGAAGCGAGAGAUCCUGGAGCGGAGGAAAGCGAAGAGCGGCGGAGCAGCAGCAGCUACCGAGCCCGGCUCUGUUACCGCAGCGACAUCAAGCGCAGCAUCCGCCGGCUCCGGCCCCUUCACCGUCAACGGGGAAAUAUCUUCCGCUCACGGCGUUUAUUUUAUUAAUCAGCAGCAGCAGCAGCAGCACAGUGCCACGCGUAUCGGUAGCGGCGGAGGAGACAGCAACGUGCCCACGGCGGCGGAGCUGACAGCCGCGACACACAAAGACCCUGCACAGCUCCCGCACUCGGAGAGGGGCAGCGAUGCGUUAUUAUUAUCAUCCUCGCUUCCCGACGGCGAGGAUGCAGGCCCCGCCCUGCAGCAGCACGGAGACGGGGGUGAGAGGCUGAUCCUGCAGGAGAGCCUGGGGUCCCUUCAGGAAAACCCCUUCAUCAUACUGGAGAAGGAGAGGAGGAGGAGGAGACACCAGGACAGGGGAGCGGGCUCCUGGCCCAUGCAGCACGUCCUGGAGAUGUACGCCGGCGUGCCCGGGAUCAAAACCAUCCGGGCGGAAAACAUCAUCAUCAUCGAGUCGGACCCGGACUACUUCCACGAGGGGGGGGGCUUCGGCAGCACCUCGGGCUCCAUGAGCGAGCUGCUGGACAGGAGAGGCAGCGCGGUGACGGAGAUCCGCGCGCGGGAGGUGCUGCUCUACGACUCGGCGCUCAGCCGGAGCGAGGAGAACCUGAGCACCCUGGAACCCGGGCUCGGCCCCAGCCAGGGCAGGGUGAGCCGCAUGCUGCAGAAGUUCGAUCGCAACUACUGCGGGAGGCUGCAGUCGAAGUCUCGCAGCACUGAAGACCUGCUCCUGGAAUCGGAGCCACGCCCCCCUCCCAGACCCAAGCCAGCCCCCCUGCCAAAGAUGCCGAGCCAAGCCUCUUCCUCCCCCAGGGAAGAGAGACCCCAGACUGUCUUCCAGCGCCCCCCUGAAAGUGAACACUCCAGACCCCCUCAGAGUCUGGGGGUGGCGUCUCACCUCAGUAAAGCCACGCCCCCCAGCAGUGACUCCCCAGUGUCCCCCCUCACCCCUACCUCUCCCCCUGGAGUGGGGGGCAGCCAGCUGUCUGUGUCUUCCUACAGAAAACACUUUGAAACUGGGGGAGCGUCCCGGACUAUAGUGGUGAACCCCAGAGAGAGGGGGGACAGGAGGCAGCCCCUGACCAAUGGGCUGCACUCACCCCAACACGGGCUGGGUGCCCCGAAAGAGGCCCCAGCUAAUUCAUGCCACGGCCAUGCCACGGUGCCAUCAGCCAGCGCUUCUAGCAGCAGAGAGUCUGGGAAUGUGGGCUCAGCCAGGGAGGAGGAGGAGCCCCGUGCCACGCCCCCGCUCUCCCCUCAGCACAAACUCCAGCCCCCCUUCUCCAGCUCCAGUGCCAGCACCACCCCCAACCAACGGAGGGCGGUGUCCCAUUCCACCAGCAGCAACGACUCCUUCGAGAUCCGCCAGGCGCCCAAGCCGGACAUGUCCUGCAUCCCGGAGGGGGACAUCCAGGCCAGAGCCCUGGCCAACAUCCGGCUGCAGUCCAAGAACUCGUUCACCAUCAUUCCCAAACGCCACGGCCUCGCUGCGGCCGCUGCCGGGGCUGACAGCCGGGCCAGGGCGACGGCUGGAGCAGCAGCCAAAACCAGCACUGUGCCAGCCAGCAGCCCGGCCCAGGAGAGGAAAACCAGCACUGUGCCAGCCAGCAGCCCGGCCCAGGAGAGGAAAACCAGCACUGUGCCAGCCAGCAGCCCAGCCCAGGAGAGGAAAACCAGCACUGUGCCAGCCAGCAGCCUGGCCCAGGAGAGGAAAACCAGCACUGUGCCAGCCAGCAGCCUGGCCCAGGAGAGGAAAACCAGCACUGUGCCAGCCAGCAGCCCGGCCCAGGAGAGGAAAACCAGCACUGUGCCAGCCAGCAGCCCAGCCCAGGAGAGGAAAACCAGCACUGUGCCAGCCAGUAGCCCGACCUGGGAGAGGAAAACCAGCACUGUGCCAGCCAGCAGCCCGGCCUGGGAGAGGUCUUCAGAAGCUGGAAGCCGUUUUCUUCCAGAGGGGGGCGAGGUGGAGCAGCCUCAGCCGGCAACGCCCUCCAAACAUGAGCGCGGUCCGUCUGUGGAGUCUCUACUCUUGGAGGCGCGAGAGAGGGGGAGGCCCCAGGAGAUACCCGCCUGGCCAGCUGAGCCCCCUCCGGUGAGCCCCCCUCCCAGUGCUUCCUCCCAGCCGGCUCCCACAGAGGAACGAACAGCAGAACCAGCUCCCCCCUUCCAGAGAGUAGCAGUGGUAGCUCCCAUCGCCGUCCCCACGGCAACGAGCCCCAAAGCUGAGGAAGAUGAGGAGAGAGGGAGAGCCUCAGAGGAGCUGCUGCCGGUCACCAACAUCGACGACAUAGUGGAGGGUCCGGAGGAGCCCGUGCCUGUCACUGAGAUCCGCAGUCCAGCUCCCAGCAACGGAUACCUGCAGCGCAGGACCGGCAACACCUUCACUGUGGUGCCCAAGCGCAAGCCGGCCGCCCAGGAGCAGAGCAGCACCAGCACUGCCCCCGACCCCCUGACCCCCCCAGGGCCACAGGGCUCCCAGGACGGGGCGCAGGGAGGGAAGGAGGCUCCCUUCGCCAGCCUGGGGGCCAUGCUGAAGAAGCGCUACCCAGCGGUGGAGGAGAUCCAGGUGAUCGGAGGGUACCAGGUGCUGGGCCGGUCCUGCCUCUCCAAGACUGGCUCCUCACGCAAGAAGAUGAAGAUCUCGUUCAGCGAGUCGAGUCUGCACACCACCUUCGAGUACCCCUCGGAGAGCUCCAUGAUGGAGGGGGACCCCGAGAGUGACGAGGAGGAGGAGGAGGAGGAGGAGGAGGAGGCGGCCCAGCUCUUCAUCCCCAGAGCCAGCUACCCCGUCUCGCCCGGCCCCCAGAGCGCCGGUAACGCCAGGAACUCGGCAGGCCUGUCCAGCUACACUCCCAAGCACUCUGUGGAUUUCAACCAGUGGCAGGACCACAAGCACGAGGACAACGUUUCCUCGGGGGACUCCUCACUGGGACACGCUGACCUCUCCAUGGAUGAAGUGAUGCUGACCCCAGCAGCAGACAGCAGCUCCCUGUCGGAUUUCAGCAGUGAACCCGCCCUCUAUUUCUAACCAGCGCAGUCUGAGAGAACCGCGCAGCCUCUCCUUCUGAACCAGCAGAGCCUUGCUGCCUCCCUCUCUCCUCCCCAGCCGGGCCGUUUGAGGGGAGAAGCUGCUUUCCAGAGGCAGCGCGGAGCUCCGUGGAGAGGGAGCUUCUGUUGGGCUGGUUCCUGUGGCUCAGAAAGUGCUGGAGCUGAGAUUUAUGAUCAGAGCCCAGAUCCAGGCAACGACAGUGUGCCGCUAUAAAACCCAACUGCCAGAUCAUCAGUAAUGUUAAUGAAAGAAAUCAAAGUGUGGACUCCUCUGACAGGCAGGCUGUCCGGAGAGCUCUGGGUGUGUUAACUGGGUCCACAGCAGCUCUUGUCGUUCUCCAAGCUGUUCUGUAGGGUGGCGUUGCUAUCCCAAGCCAGACAGGAUGGGAAUGGCUGUGUUCGCUCGCUCUGGGCUCGUUUCACUUCACCUGAAGCCUGCACCUUUUCAUUGUGUCAUCGAGUGUGAAGGAAGCUCCUCCUCGUUCGCUCCUCACCUGUCUGCUUCACCUCUCUGGGUUUUGUCCUGUGUAAUUGAUCAGUGAAGUGCCAGUCUGAAAACCCCAAAUUAUUCACGUCUCUGAAGAAUGUUCCAGUUGUAUGUCUUUGUCAGAUCUUUUGUGUUAGUUUUGUGUUGUUGCUGCUCCCUCCUCAUUCUUGACAUGCUCACUGUUAUUAGUUUGUUGUCUCGGUCCUUCCUGACGAGGGCUCUGUUCUCAGUGCUGCACUUUGUUCUCUCAUGUGGUUCAGAAGCCGUUCCCUUGUCUGUUGAAGCCACGGGAAUGAAGGAGACGAGAGGAGCUGGAAACGGAUCGAGACAGGGCGCACUCGCUCGCUCCUCGUUUGUUUGUUAUUUGCACUCUUCAUUUUGCACUUGAUGUGGGGAGACAGACGGCUGGGCAGUGCCUGCUCUUCAUUAAUAUAUAUAUAGAUAGAUAGAUCUAGAAUCUUAUCAGGAUGAAAUAAUACACAAGUCACAUUGGGCUUGUUCCGGUAACAUUGCUGCAUCCUGCCCUUCUGUCCCUCGUACGAGGAGACUCCUGCAGAUAAACGCGGCCCGUGUCAGGGCACCAGCACUCCCAUGACCCUGAGUGAGCCGCAGGGCUGCGAUUUGGUUCAUUUCAAUCCAGUAUUGAGGUCUUAAUCUGUACAGGUUGUGAUGCACUGAUACUAAUAAGACUACUGUAGACUUUCCAUAGCACUGAGCAGACACUGCAAUAUUCUCCACAGACUUUUUAUGCAUUAAUAGAUCUGUCUGGUACUUGAAUCUGCUGUAUUGAAGAAUUUAAUAAUCGUAUCAUUUGUAUCUUUAUAAGAUUUUUUUUCAUAAUAUUUGUUCAACUGGAAAUAAUAAAAGUACUUGAAGCAGCAGCUUGCGU